Molecule: messenger RNA, 867 nt
Organism: Radiomyces spectabilis
Lineage: Eukaryota; Fungi; Mucoromycota; Mucoromycetes; Mucorales; Radiomycetaceae
Exons: 2
Coding region: 190-777 (195 amino acids)
Source: RefSeq, a predicted model, not a curated record
UGGCCUUCCCUAAAGAGCAUUAGGCGUUCAGGGAGCCGAUGAACUGGUACCGUAUAAAAUAAAGAGUGCGGAAGGUGGGGAUCUUGUUUCUCUAGUUUUCUUCUCUCUUUGCUUCUGUAAAUUCCUAUUUCUCGGAAUCCCUGUCCUUCCUUUUAUCGCAAACCCAUCACUCGUUUCAAUCAUCCAACCAUGACCAAUAACAACCAAUGUGCAGGAUGGCUUUCUAAACUCACAUCGAACCCUACUGGUGGUUCUCGGUGGCAGUUACGCUACUGCAUCCUUUCAAAUACCGAAUUCCAAUGUUAUGAAAACGAACAUGCCGAGGCGCCUUUGUGUACCCUAUAUUUGCGGGAUAUUUGUGAAGUGCUUGUGGUUCCUACUUCUACCCGGUCAUUUUAUUUCCGUUUCGAGCCUUUAUACCAACUUCAGGUGAACCAAUCACAACAAUGGGCGAUACAAUGCCACUCGGAGGUCGAGAUGAGAGAGUGGGUGAGCGCUAUCCGAUUCCGUGUUCAACAGCUUCGAACGAGCAAAAACAGUUCCAUGCCCUUGUUACAUCGUCGCGGAAAACUGUUGGAACCUAUUAGCACCCAGCCCAUGGACCGAGCUCUUUCUUCCAGCGCAUCAACAGCAGUUUCAUCUUCUAGCUCGAUCCUGCGAUCGCCAAUGGACGUAAACCAGCCCACGGGUUAUAGUCUGGGCAAAUCAUCCGACAACGAGGACGACAGACUAUGGUCACCUACCUUUUUGAUGUACAAAGAACGCUUUCGAUUAUAAUACGUAACAUGUAUGCGUGCUUCCCUUCAAAAGCGUCAUCUUCUAUUGUACAAACUGUUGUCCGUAUCUGCACCAUAUCAGACAUAAUCU